UCUCCAAACAGAACCAGUAUUUAGGGGCUUCUGUUUUUCCUUGUGCUUUUUUUCUCUUUAAUAUCUCUCUCUUUCUAUUAUCUUUCAGGUUCUAAUACCUUUUCUUUUUAUGAGUUUUUCCAUGGCUUCCUUUCUUUUCCUCUCUAUACCCACUUUUUCUUUCCAAUUUCUCUACUCUUUUCCUUAAUCUUUUUCUUUUUGAUCCUCAGCAAUAUACUUUUGUUUUAAUCUUUCUGGCUUCCUUUUUUUUUCCUUUCCCCUUAAAUAUUUGUAACCCAUUUAAGUUUUAGAGGUAUUAAGAAUUUGGGUAUUGGAUUUGAAGCUAGAAACUCUUUUAAAAAUUAUUGGGUUUUUUUUUCUUUCUUUUUUUGUGAGUUUGAGUUUUUGAAUUUCCCCAAACGGUGGGUUUAAAGAAGAAAAACUAUAGGGUUUUAGCUUUAAUCAAGGAAUGGAACAAGUUCCUGGAGUGGUUAAGGAAGAUGAUCAGCUUGAAUUACCACCUGGUUUUCGAUUUCAUCCAACAGAUGAAGAGCUUAUCAGUCAGUAUUUGUACAAGAAAGUUGUUGAUAUCAACUUCUCUUGUAGAGCUAUUGGUGAGGUUGAUUUGAAUAAGUCUGAGCCUUGGGAGUUACCUUGGAAAGCCAAAAUGGGAGAGAAAGAAUGGUAUUUUUUCUGUGUGAGAGACAGAAAAUACCCAACUGGUUUGAGAACAAACAGAGCAACUGAAGCUGGUUAUUGGAAAGCAACAGGGAAAGAUAAAGAAAUUUACAGAGGAAGAUCUUUGGUGGGAAUGAAGAAAACCUUGGUUUUCUACAGAGGAAGAGCCCCAAAAGGAGAAAAAACAAAUUGGGUUAUGCAUGAAUACAGAUUAGAGGGCAAAUUCUCUGUUCACAAUCUUCCGAAAACUGCAAAGAAUGAAUGGGUAAUUUGUAGGGUUUUCCAAAAGAGUUCAGGUGGGAAGAAAACCCCUUUAUCUGGUUUAGUUAGAUUGGGAAAUUUUGGGAAUGAAAUUGGUUCUUCUGGUCUCCCACCAUUAAUGGAUUCUUCAACUUACAGUGCAAAAUCUAAACAAGCUCCACAGUCUUCUAACGUGCCCUGCUUCUCCAACCCACCAAUUAUGGAUGUUCGUAGAAACCAAGAAGGAUUUGUUGAUUCAAUCAACAACAACAAUAAUACACUUUUCUCUGUUUCUUCAAAUCCCUCAACCAACAUUUUCCCUAGAAUCCCACUUUCAGAUUCAAUCUAUCCCACACAAACAGUGCCAAUUUCAGGAAACCAACCACAGUUCCAAAGCUCAGUUCUAAUGCAGGACCAGUCAAUUCUGAGGGCUUUGCUUGAGAACCAGAGUUCAAAUUUGAGGCAGACUUUUAAAGCAGAGAGGGAAAUGGUAAGUAAUUUUUCUCAGGAAACAGUGCUGAGCAGUGAAAUGAACAAUGAAAUCUCUUCUGUCAUGUCAAACCUUGAAAUGGGUAUUAGGAGGCCAUUUGGUGAUCAUCAAGAACAACAACAACAGCAACACCCACCCGUUUCUGGUCCACCAAUAGAUCUUGACAGUUUUUGGAGUUAUUGAGCCAAAAAAAAAAAAAAAAAAAAUUAUAUAGUGAGAAAGAGCAAGAAUUUAUCAGCUUCUAAAAGCUUUCAAUUUACUUGUAUUAAUGGUGUUUGGGUCUCUGUAUAAACAUCUUUAUCUAAGUCUUGAAAGUGAAAAAAAAAAAAAAGAAAAAAGAAAAAGAGUGAAAUUAAGUGAAGAAUCUGUUUAUGUACUGUAAGAAAAACAAAAAAUUAUAUAUGUGUUUUCUGAUAAA
Ziziphus jujuba (common jujube) is the source of this 1805-nucleotide messenger RNA. RefSeq names its product NAC domain-containing protein 100. The record is from RefSeq and is a predicted model, not a curated record. Lineage: Eukaryota; Viridiplantae; Streptophyta; Magnoliopsida; Rosales; Rhamnaceae. The transcript has 3 exons. Gene Ontology annotation, biological process: regulation of DNA-templated transcription. Bases 449 to 1570 code for a protein of 373 amino acids. Gene Ontology annotation, molecular function: DNA binding.